UGGGUUUAUUAACGAGCGACAAGAUUGAUAAAAACGUACGUGAUCACACAUUCCGAAAAAAGCGUCUACACUUUGAUAAAUAACACAAGCCUUCUUGAGCGAUGCUCGUAAGGUCGUUUACCCCAAGUUCAAUUAGCACCUUCAAGUACAGUAAUUUCAUGUUAAUCAUUUACAAUUUCAUGACAUUUUCACCAGCUUAUGAUUAGUACAUGUUGUGAUUUUAGUGUUGAAGCAUUAAUGUUUCAUUGUGUCAAAAAAAUUUUGUACAAAACUUGAAAAUGUUGUCGAAAUGUUCAAUGUGUCUCUUUGUUUUCGUUGUCUUAUUUUGUAGCGUACAAAUAAUAUCCAUUGAAAGAAAUGAAAACUACGAAAUUAAGCUAAAAGAUCACCAGAAACUUUUGUCAAGAAAAAAACGAUAUCUCACUUUUCCCGAAGGAAGCUCUCUUCAAUUGGUAUACGAUCAAAUCAUCGGAAUGGUUGAUACAACAAAUCUACAUAUAUUUGGCAUAACAUGUUCACUGGCAUGGCAAUUGCCACACAAAACUAUUUUUGGCGAGGAGCAUACCGAACAGCCGAUGCACAAUAGCAAAAUUUCAAUCAGCACAAUUGAGAAGAAAAAAUUUGAUUAUAAUGAAUCGCAGUCAAGCGCUGGCAAUAAUUAUCAUUUUGACACCUAUUACAAUCGGUCAAAUUACUAUUCGCACAAAAUAAAUGACAAUUUUUAUGACUAUUUAAAUAAGGCAAAGCCCAAUUACGAUGAUUGGCAGAAAUUUCGCACAAACAAAAUAAAAUGGAAUUAUUCACAUGAUGUUUAUCCAGCACUUCGAAUGAGAAGACACAUUGCCAAUCAUGAUGAAAAGAUAAGCAUCAUUCAUCCCGAAAUAAAACAAAAUCUAAAACAUCAUCGCGACACACGAUUCACCCUCUAUAAAUCAAUUGAAAAAUACUUGAAUGCAAAAGGCGAGAAUGGCGAAGAGUGCAUCAAAUUGGCAAUAUGUGAAACUGCGCAAAUCGAACACAAUAACAACGAUGAUGAAAAUAUAGAUCCAGAUUCAUUUUUUAAAGAACUGUUACGCUCCGUUUUUAGUUUGCCACCAGGAAAAUUCCAUCCGAUACGCGAAAUAAAUCCAAACAAAUAUGACGACGCAUUGAACGAAGUAGAUCACAAGAAUGUCAUUGACUGCCGGAGUAAAUAUCCAUUGUGUUCAACGAGCAUAUGGAGCGAAAGUUUCAUAUUUUAAUCAGUCAAGCUAUUUUUGUACUAUCGAUACAAUAAAGUCUUAUUUUAAAUACAAAA
Molecule: messenger RNA, 1297 nt
Organism: Contarinia nasturtii (swede midge)
Lineage: Eukaryota; Metazoa; Arthropoda; Insecta; Diptera; Cecidomyiidae
Exons: 4
Coding region: 279-1241 (320 amino acids)
Source: RefSeq, a predicted model, not a curated record